Messenger RNA from Danio aesculapii, 1731 nucleotides. RefSeq names its product leucine rich repeats and IQ motif containing 3 (gene lrriq3). The record is from RefSeq and is a predicted model, not a curated record. The transcript is spliced from 7 exons. Bases 1 to 1641 code for a protein of 546 amino acids. Lineage: Eukaryota; Metazoa; Chordata; Actinopteri; Cypriniformes; Danionidae.
AUGGAUUCCCUUGAAGCAUACCAGGUUUAUUUGGUAAACUGCACUCAAUCCCUGUUACUGGACCAUGGCUACUGGAUAUCAGAAGGUGACAAAGACCUAAAUGACAUUGUGAUGGUCAAACUGAACAGCUUACUUGUAAAGAGUCUCGAUCAGAUUAGAUCUUGCAAAACACUGCGGAUUUGCAUCUUGUCUGACAACUUUUUAACCAGAAUUGAAGCUCUCAUGGAAUGCACUAACUUGGUGAAGAUAGAUUUGAAAGGCAAUCAGAUUGUUCAGCUCCCUGAUGCUUCAUGUUGGAGUCAUCUAAAAGAACUGCAACUUCUGUAUCUACAUGACAACAACAUGUCAACCUGGGACAAUAUUAAAGGCCUGUCGGGUUGUUUAAACUUGACUGCUUUAACUCUGUAUGACACCCCAGUAAGUUUAAAGAGGAACUACAGGCACUGUCUGGUCAACAACAUAUGGUCUCUGAAGGCUUUGGACAACUUUGUUAUCUCUGAUGAGGAAAUCAUUGAAAAUGUGUGCCUUCCCUUUCGGUUCAAAUCAAAGAAACAACACUUUUGUGUCCGUUUGUACCCACCUACAAAGUCGUAUUCAUUUGAGACAGAGAUGAAAGUGAUGUAUAAAAUAAUCACUGAGAUAAACAGGAUUCAAGCCUUUUAUUCGCCCACACUUAUUAUACAGCGCUGGAUCCGAGGCUAUUUAAUUAGAAAAAGUCUUGGGCUUUGUGGUAUGAAGAAACUGAGAGCAUCUGGAAAACCGUUUAUUUCCAAUCCAACUGCGAAGGCAGAAAAUGAGCAGGUACCAUCUCAGCUUCAGGAAACCAUGGAGGAGGACACAAAUGACCCCCCUGAGCCAGGAAAGCAGAAGAGAGACACAGAGAUCAAAAGGCUUUAUGUGAACCUUAAUAAACUGAUGCAAACGACCUACCCAGAGGUUUUACAAGAAAAUGCUAAAUUACUUGAUGGUGAACAAGACAUGAAGGCAUUAUGCAACACUCCUCAAUGCAGGCUGAAAUUUUCAGUGAAAACAAACAGACCCAACCAAGAUAUCAAUGAUGCUUGUAUUGAAGAAAAUGGAGAAGGUAACAUUCAUGUGCUAGGACUGAAGGCUUCAGUCCACCAGAGUGAGCCACUGAGUGAUUUGUUGUUGUCCCGUAAAGCCCUCAACCAAAAGCCUGAUCCACAGCCUCACUCACCUGCUAAAACUUCAAGAACGCAUCUGAUGAUUAGUCGUCGCCAGGACACCGUCAGCCUCACUCCCUUCAAAAUCAUUGAAAAAGCCGAUCAGGCUUUUGAUAAGACCAAAAUGCAAAGAGAACUUGCGGAGAAGGUAACCGAGCGUCACGUUGACCGAGAAGUAGCCAAAGGCCGCAGAGUCAACUUUAUUGAGGACCGGAGGACAGACAUGCGUCUUCGUCAGGAGCGCGAAAGAGAAGAUACGGAGAAAACACUCACUCUGCAGAGAGCCAAGCUGGAGCAGGACAUCCAUCAGGCACGGCAGAAACAUUCCCAGUUCAUGGAAGAUAAGAAGAGGAGGAUCCAGGAGCAGGAGAUGGUUUGCAGUUUCAGCCGUGAGCACAUCUCAAUAGCGAGGGCUGUGCUCAGAUAUAACACAUGUAAAUGCACUAAGCAACAAUAGAUGCAUUCAUUCUUUUUGAUUGAACUCUCUGUUUAAGUUGGAAAAUUACUUUGAAGUGUUGGUUAGUUAGCAGAUUUACUAUACUAUAAU